This is a messenger RNA of Rhea pennata, 8321 nucleotides long. RefSeq names its product neurobeachin like 2 (gene NBEAL2). Bases 18 to 8312 code for a protein of 2764 amino acids. Gene Ontology annotation, molecular function: protein kinase binding. The transcript has 55 exons. NCBI's taxonomy places the organism in Eukaryota, Metazoa, Chordata, Aves, Rheiformes, Rheidae. Gene Ontology annotation, cellular component: cytosol; membrane. Gene Ontology annotation, biological process: intracellular protein localization. The record is from RefSeq and is a predicted model, not a curated record.
CCGGGCCCCGGCGGAGCAUGGCUUCCCGCGAGCGCCUCUACGAGCUCUGGAUGCUCUACUUCGCCAAGAAGGACCUGGGCUACCUGCAGCAGUGGCUGGAGGCCUUCGUGACGAGCUUCGAGAAGGUCAUCGGCGUGCACUCGCUGGAGCCCCGGAGGCCCGAGGACUCGGCGUCGGAGAUCCCGCUGCUGCCGGCCGACGUGCUGCGGGCGCUGAGCCAGCAGCUGGGCCAGUGCGCCGCCCGGGUGCGGGGCGCCGAGCCGCUCGCCGCCCCCCUGGCCCAGGCCCUCCUCCUCCUCAAGUUCUUCAUCAUCAUCUCCAGGAAUCUCGAAAACGUCCAGAGCGACAAGACGCCCGGCUUGGUCCCGGAGGUGCUCGGCCUGCUGCGCGCCUGCACGCACAAGCUGCAAAGCGCCCCGGAGCGUGGCGCCGGGCCGCCGCUGGAGGACGUCAUGGUCUACGGGCUGCACCUCUGCGAGUGCCUGCUGGACCCCUACCAGACGUGGAGGCGGCAGCUGAGCGGGGAAGUGGUCAGCGGCACGGAGAAGAGCAAGUACAAGUUCGCCCCGGCCGCGCUGCCCCCCGACUUCGAUGCCUUCUUCCAAGAGAGCUUCCAGGGCGGCGUGCAGCUCCCCGAAGCCCUGCAGCUCCGGCUCAUGCACCUCUUCGGGGCCAUCCUCUCCGGAGCCAAGCUCAACGCGCUGGCGGCGGCGACGCCGGCUUCGGUGGAGGUGCUGCUGCUGGUGCUGCGGCGCUGGGGCGCGGGGGCCCCGGCGGGCCGGCGGCUGCUGGAGCUGACGCUGCGCGGGGCGGUGGCGGCGGCGCAGGCGCUGCACGCUGCCGCCCGCGCCGGCCCCCUCCGCGCCUUGCUCCACGGCUACUUCACCGUGCUCAACGCCGACCAGCCGGCCGCCUGCCCGCGCCGCGCCGCCGCCCUCCUGGCCCGCCGCGUCCGCAUGCUGGACGCCAUCCCCGCCAUGCUGCGCUGCGACGACCGGCCCGUCCUGCAAGCCGUCUUCCUCAGCAACAACUGCUUCGAGCACAUCAUCCGCCUCGUCCAGAACAGCAAGCUCUACCUCGGCGGCGAGCGGCAGGCGGACGAAAGCCGGGGCGAGCUCGGGGCGCCGGCGCAGCCCCCGGAGGUCUCCGAGGGCGGCGCCGACGCCGUCGCGGUGCACGCCGUCCGCGUGCUCACCUCCAUCAUGAGCAACUCGCCGUCCGCGAAGGAGGUGUUCAAGGAGCGCAUCGGCUACUCGCACCUCUACGAGGUGCUGAAGAGCCAGGGCCAGCCCAGCCAGCGCCUGCUGCAGGAGCUGCUGGACAUGGCGGUGGAGGGCGACCACGGCUCCUUCCCGGCGCGGCCCAUCCGCAACGAGCAGCCGCUGCUGGUGCUGGUGACGUGGCUGCCGGAGCUGGCCUCGCCGGAGCUGCAGGUCUUCGUGGCGGGGCGGCUGCGGCGGCUCUGCGCCGCCUCGCUGCCCAGCCGCCUCACCUGCGUCAAGGCGGGCAUGGUGGGCCGCCUCCUGUCCGCCCUGGGCGCCGCGCCGGCGCCGGCCUGCGCCCAAAUCCUGCUGGAGCUGCUGCAGGCGCUGGGCAGCCUCUCGCUGCGGCCCGGCGAGCUGCGCCAGCUGCUCAAGCUGCUGCGGGCCGAGCCGGGCCGGGGCGCCCGCGCCUACACGGCGCCGGCGAUCCGGGCGCUGGCGGGCAUGGCGCGGGCCGAGGGGCCGGCGCGGGCGCUGCGGUCCUUCGACCUGACGCCCAGCAUGGCCGGCAUCAUGGUGCCCGCCAUCCAGAAGUGGCCCGGCGGCGCCUUCGCCUUCCACGCCUGGCUGUGCCUCAGCGAGGAGCCUGGUCCCGAGGCCGAGCGCCCGCCGAGGCCCAAGAGGAGGCAGCUCUACAGCUUCUUCACGGCCGGCGGCACGGGCUUCGAGGCGUUCUUCACCGCCGACGGCGUGCUGGUGGUGGCCGUCUGCACCAAGCGGGACUACAUGACGGUGGCGCUGCCGGAGUUCGCCUUCAACGACUCGGCUUGGCACUGCGUCGACGUCGUCCACGUGGCCGGGCGCCGGCCCUUCGGCCACAACGUGGUCAACAUCUCCGUGGACGGGCACCUGCGGAAGACGGCUCAGCUCCGCUUCCCGUCCUUGCACGAGUCCUUCACCUCCUGCUGCAUCGGCUCCGCGGGGCACCGGACCACGACCACGACCACGGCGGCGGCCUCCCACCCGCCGCCCUGCCACGCGCCCGAGCUGGCCUUCGCCCCGCACCCCACGCUCUGCCGCUCGCAGUCCUUCCCCGCCUCGCUGGGCGCCCGCGCCUGGACGCCCAUGCAGCCGCCCACCGAGGGGGUGGUGUCCACGGCGGCGGCCGGCAGCCAGGACACCGAGUGGGGCACCCCCACCUCCCUGGAGGGCCACCUGGGCUCCGUGGCCAUCUUCUUCGAAGCUCUGCAGCAGACCCAGGUCAAGGCGCUCUUCUCGGCGGGGCCGAACGUCACGUCGCUGCUGAAGCUGGAAGGUGAUUUCGGGGAGCUCAGCAGCAAGCUGUUGCUUUACUACACCCCGCAGGCCUGCAGGAACAACAUCUGCCUGGACCUCUCUCCCAACCACAGCUUCGAUGGGCGGCUCACGGGACACCGGGUGGUGAACUGGGAUGUCAAGGAUGUGGUCAACUGCGUUGGCGGCAUGGGCGUGCUGCUGCCCCUGCUCGAGCAAGUGGUGGCCGAGCCGGAGGAGUCCGGAGACGAGCCGGAGACCAACGACCUGGUGGGUCCCGAGCUGACGUCCUCCAGGAAUGCCCAGGGCAUGCUCAUCCCCCUGGGCAAGUCCUCAGAGAGCCGACUGGAGAGGAAUAGUGUGGCCGCCUUCCUGCUGCUGGUCAAGAACUUCAUUCAGAACCACCCAGUGAACCAGGAGAGCCUGGUGCAGUGCCAUGGGCCAGCCAUCAUCGGGGCCCUGCUGCAGAAGGUCUCCAGUCUGCGGCUGGAUAUGAGCCUGCUGAUGGCCUCGCAGAUCCUCAUGGAGCAGGUGGCCUCUGAGGGCAGCGGCCUCCUGCUCCACCUCCUCUACCAGCACCUCCUCUUCGACUUCCGCAUCUGGAGCAACAGUGACUUUGCCGUGCGCUUGGGUCACAUCCAAUACCUGGCCAACAUCAUCAAGGACCACAAGCAGCGAAUCCGCAAGAAAUACGGCGUGCAGUACAUCCUGGACUCCAUCCGGACGUACUACGGUGCCCCCAAGGAGAAGCCGACAGCAGCCGACAACGUCAAGACAGUGCAGACAUCCCUCUUCAGCCUGGUGAAGGACUUCUUCUGCAGGAGCUUCUCCGCGGAGGAGAUGCAGAGCUUGAUGAGCUACGUGGCUGCGGCACAGGACGAGCAGCAGGUGUGUGGGGCCCUGGAGGUGAUCCACAGCCUGCUGAAAGGCUCGCCUGCCCAGGAGCAGCUCUUCACCUUCCUCUUCGAGCCGGGCAAUGUGGAGGUCUUCUUCUCACUGCUGGUGCAGAAGAAGUUCUCGGAUGAAGUGCGAGAAAGGGUCUUCAAGAUCCUCUACAAGAUGCUCAAGUACGAAAAGGUCCCCGAGCGCAGCAAGAACCGCCUGAAGCUGAAGGACAUCGGCUACCAGGGGCUCAUCGCCUGCCUCGGUGACAUCCCCAGCUCCAUGCUGCUCUUCCGCUGCCUCUCAGAACAGGUCCUUGGUGCAGACCCCCCCAACUACAAGGACCUGAUGGCUGUGGUUUACCUGUCCCACCGCGCUGAGCUGACUGUCCGGCUCGAUAUUUGCCGUAAGCUCUUCCACUUGAUCUACUCCCAGCACGACAUGGUGAAGCAGCUGGCGAAGCUGGCGGGCUGGCAGGACACACUCACCAAGCUCUACGUCAAGGAGUCCUACGAGUCCCGUCAGCACAGCCUCAGCAAUUCAGGCAACGGCGGCUGCCUCGAGCUCCUCCGGCUCGCGGAUUCCCCUGGCAAGGAGGCCAGCAAGGAGGUGCCAGGAGACACCAGCCCGCCGCCCACCGACCUGCAGGAGCUGGAUGUCUUCCUGCCACUAGGCUAUGAGGCCUCGGACCACGAGCUCUCAGAGGGCUUCUCCGACCACUCUAUCUCACCAACUGGCCGCAUCAAGUCCUUCCAUUCCUACAACUUCAAGUCCUUUGACUCCUCGGACCGGGCCAGCCGCUCUUCCUCCAAUCCCGGGGACCACGGGGAAGGUCCCACCGGGGACAGCCUCCCGUUCGACAGCGUCUACCAGCCACUCUCACCAUUUUCCACCUCACCAUUUGACCUGGGGCUGGACCUUGCCAGCACUAGUUCCAUCGCCACAGCGGAGAGCGGGAACCAGACUCCAGCCAGCGGCCCCGGCACCCCAUCACCUCUGGAGACCUUCAAGCCCUUUCCAGGACUGCGAGCUCGCAAGAGCUCAAGUCUCUCAAAUGUUCUGGAUGAGAGCAGCUACCAGGACACGCUGCCCUGCGAUAACAUCUCCAACACCAGCAACCCCCAGCAAACACCAGAGGAGGAGCUGUGCAACCUUCUGACAAACAUCAUCUUCUCGGUGACAUGGCGCGGGGUGGAGGGCUGGGACGAUGCAGCCUGGAAGGAGCGCGGACAAGUCUUCUCGGUGCUCACCAAGCUGGGCACAGCCUGCGAGCUGGUGAGGCCCCCCGACGAGAUCAAACGCAGCCUCCUGGAAAUGAUGCUGGAGUCAGCAUUCACAGACCUGAAGGAGUCAGCGCCGGCCGCCCUACCUGGCCUCAUCCAGAACACCCUCAAGCUGCUGCGGCUGCUCCAGGACUUCUUGUUCUCUGAGGGACACAACAACCAGGCCCUGUGGAGCGAGAAGAUCUACGAGGGAGUGAGCAGCUUGCUGGACAAGCUAAGUGUGUGGUACCACCUGGCCAACGGCACCUCUGACCUCAAGGAGAUGGCCCAGACGGGCCUGCGCAUCCUCGUGGGCUACAUCACGCUGCAGGACCCCCAGCUGCACUCGCUGGCAUACGUGAAGCUGCACAGCCUGCUGCAGACAGCCUCAGCACCCCGCAGGGACACAGCCUGCUACCUCCUGGGCAAGCUGGAGACCCCACUGCAGCGCUCACUGGACGCCAAGUCAGAGACCUUCUCCUGGCUGGUGCCCAUCAUCCGCACACUCAUGGACCAGUGCUACGAGAGCCUGCAGCUGCAGCACUUCUUGCCCUCGCUGCCCCCCACCAACGGCAGCCCCACUUUCUAUGAGGAUUUCCAGCUCUUCUGCAGGACCGCCGAGUGGAGGGGCUUCAUCGAGAAGCAUGUGCAGCCCACCAUGGCCCAGUUCGAGAUGGACACGUUCGCCAAGAGCCACGACCACAUGUCCAACUUCUGGAAUGCCUGCUACGACACCAUGAUGAGCAGUGCGCUGCGGCGGGAGCGCGACAAGGCAGCGAGCCGGCAGAUGUUCCAGGAAGUGGUCCUGGAGCCAGCGGCCAAGCGAGCCAAGGCCGAGAAUACCCGUCAUGCCAACGUCCUCAAGCAGGCCACCAACCACCACAGCACCGUGCUCAAGCAGUGGCGCUGCCUGAGCCGCCUGCUCGCCUCGCCACGCUCGGCGUGGGCUGACCGGAACCCACCAGAGACCCGCUGGAAGCUCUCCAGUGCUGAGACUUACUCCCGCAUGCGGCUGAAGCUGGUGCCCAACCUCAAUUUCGACCAGCACCUGGAGGCCAGCGCUCUGCGGGACAACCUGGGAGCCGAUCACCUCCACAACCCCACCGAGUCCCUCCCGCUCGCCGUGGCCAAGGAGGCCAAGGUGAGUGAGUUGAAAGACGACCAGCUGGCUGAGGAGGACCUCCCCGUCUUGGACAGCCAGACUGAGCCCAAGGAGCAGAGCCAACGGGAGAAGCUGGUGAUCUCGGAGGACUGCGAGCUCAUCACAACAGUGGCUGUCAUCACUGGCCGCCUGGAGGUCACCACCCAGCACAUCUACUUCUACGAUGGCAGCAGCGAGAAAGAGGAGACAGAGGAAGGGAUCGGCUACGACUUCAAGCGGCCCUUGUCACACCUCCGUGAGGUCCACCUGCGCCGCUACAACCUGCGCCGCUCCGCACUCGAGUUCUUCUUCAUCGACCAGGCCAACUACUUCGUCAACUUCAAGAAAAAGGUGAGGAACAAGGUGUACUCCAGCAUCCUCAGCCUGCGCCCGCCCAACCAGAUCUACUGCAACAGCCGCUCGCCCCAGGAGCUGCUGAAGGCCUCAGGGCUCACCCAGAAAUGGGUUUUACGGGAGAUCUCCAACUUUGAGUACCUCAUGCAGCUGAACACCAUCGCAGGGCGCACCUACAACGACCUCUCGCAGUACCCCGUGUUCCCCUGGAUCCUGCGCGACUAUGUCUCAGAAACGUUAGACCUCAGCAACCCAGCCGUGUUUCGGGACCUGUCCAAGCCCAUCGGGGUGGCCAACGAGAGGCAUGCCAAGGACGUGAAGGAGAAGUACGAGAGCUUUGAGGACCCCACGGGCAUGAUUGACAAGUUUCACUACGGCACCCACUACUCCAAUGCCGCCGGCGUCAUGCACUACCUGAUCCGCACCGAGCCCUUCACCACGCUGCACAUCCAACUGCAGAGCGGCCGGUUUGACUGCUCGGACCGCCAGUUCCACUCGGUGCCGGCAGCAUGGCAAGCCCGCAUGGAGAACCCCGUGGACGUCAAAGAGCUCAUCCCUGAGUUCUUCUACUUCCCUGAAUUCCUGGAGAACCAAAAUGGCUUCGACCUGGGCUGCCUGCAGAUGUCCAACGACAAGGUGAACGACGUGGUGCUCCCGCGGUGGGCCCGCUCCCGCGAGGACUUCAUCUACCAGCACCGGAAAGCCUUGGAGUCAGAGUACGUCUCGGCCCACCUCCACGAGUGGAUCGACCUCAUCUUCGGCUACAAGCAGCGGGGCCCAGCUGCCGUGGAGGCCCUUAACGUCUUCUACUACUGCACCUACGAGGGGGCUGUGGACCUGGACGCCAUUGCCGAUGAGACGCAGAGGAAGGCUCUGGAGGGCAUCAUUAGCAACUUUGGGCAGACACCCUGUCAGCUGCUCAAGGAGCCCCAUCCAGCACGCCUCUCGGCCGAGAAUGCAGCCCGUCGCCUGGCCCGCCUUGACACCCACUCACCCAACGUCUUCGAGAACCUUGGCCAGCUCAAGUCCUUCUUUGUGGAGGGCAUCAGCGAUGGAGUGGCGCUGGUGCAAGCCGUGGUCCCCAAGAACCAGGCCCAUUCCUUCAUCACUCAGGGAUCCCCCGACGUCCUGGUCACCGUGAGUGCCAACGGCUUGCUGGGGACCCACAACUGGCUGCCCUACGACAAAAACAUCUCCAACUACUUCAGCUUCACCAAAGACCCCACCGUCUCCAACGCCAAGACCCAGCGCUUCCUGCAGGGCCCCUUCGCCCCCGGUGCAGACCUGUCCUCCCGCACGUUGGCCGUGUCACCCGACGGCAAGCUGCUCUUCAGUGGGGGCCACUGGGACAACAGCCUCCGCGUCACAGCGUUGGCCAAGGGAAAGGUGGUCGGCCACAUCACCCGGCACAUAGACAUCGUCACCUGCCUGGCGCUCGACCUGUGCGGUAUCUACCUCAUUUCUGGCUCCCGCGACACCACCUGCAUGGUGUGGCAGGUCCUGCAGCAGGGUGGCUUUUCCAGUGGCCUGGCCCCCAAACCCAUCCAGGUCCUCUACGGCCACGACGACGAGGUGACGUGCGUCGCCAUCAGCACCGAGCUGGACAUGGCCGUGUCGGGCUCCAAGGACGGCACCAUCAUCAUCCACACUGUGCGCCGGGGCCUCUUCAUGAAGUCACUGCGGCCACCCAGCGAGACCUCACUGCCCACCACCGUCUCCAGCCUUGCCGUGGGGCUGGAAGGCCAGAUCGUCGCCCAGACUGCCGUGGGUGAGCGGUCCUCCCUGAAGGAUAAGUUUGCCCUGCACCUCUACUCAGUCAAUGGGAAGCACCUCUCCUCCGUCCCAUUGGACGAGCAGGUGACGGCCAUGUGCAUCACGGAGGACUUUGUGGUGCUGGGGACCAUGCAGUGCGGGCUGGAGAUCCGUGACCUGCAGAGCCUCCAGGCGGCAGUGCCAACUGUGCCCAUGCGGGUGCCCGUCCACAGCGUGUCCGUCACCAAGGAGAAGAGCCACAUCCUGGUGGGGCUGGAGGACGGCAAGCUCAUCGUGGUGGGGGCAGGACAGCCCACAGAGGUGAGGACGGGCCAGUUCCCGCGCCGCCUGUGGCGCUCGGCGCGGCGCAUCUCCCAGGUGUCGGCCGGCGAGACGGAGUACAACGCCGCCGAGGGCAGGUCGUAGCCCGGCGGG